Glycine soja is the source of this 3374-nucleotide messenger RNA. RefSeq names its product nuclear intron maturase 3, mitochondrial-like. The record is from RefSeq and is a predicted model, not a curated record. NCBI's taxonomy places the organism in Eukaryota, Viridiplantae, Streptophyta, Magnoliopsida, Fabales, Fabaceae. The transcript is spliced from 4 exons. Gene Ontology annotation, biological process: mRNA processing. The coding region runs from base 232 to 2412 and encodes 726 amino acids.
AUCUAAUAAGAUGGAAAUCUAAAAUCCCCUUCGUUCUCACAGAGGUGGACCUCUCCUCUAUCGUGGACGCGUUGUUGUCGCUCGUUCACUCUCACAGACCCUCGCACAAGCCUCUCUCGUUCUCGUUCUCGUUCUCGCUCUUGUAGAUCCUCGUUCGUUCUCACUCUCGAGCUCUCGAGCUUCUUCUCUGGGUUUAAUUCAAAGCGUUGGAGUUUUUGAAUUUGUUGGUUCAUGUGCAGCACCAGCCCCAAACUCCUGCUCAAUCCUCGUAUGGCUUCAUAUGUAUCCAUGGUGGCAUCGUUGCACUUGCACAUAAGAAGAAUCGUCUUUAGGAACGCACAUCCCAGACUUCACUCAACACUCACUAAACCCCAGUUCAAGGCCCUCGUUCUCGACCACUACUCCCAUGGCAAGUUCUCCAACCUUAUCCAAAACAUCGUCGCUUCGCCCCCUGUCCUCCACACCGCAUGCCAAAACCUCUCCCCCUCCUUUCCGCCCCCGGACCGCUUCAGCAUUCCGGCCACGUGCCGGGAGCUCCUCGAAAACCGCUUCGACGUGGCAUCAUGCUGCCUCACACUAACUCCCUCUUUCGUUUUGCCCAACUUGAAGCUCAAGGUCGUCAUUGAGGCCAUUCGAAUGGUUCUGGAAAUCGUCUACGACGACCGCUUCGUCACCUUUUGCUAUGGUGGCCGCGUCGGAAUGGGACGACACACCGCCAUAAGGUACUUAAAAAACUCCCUCGAGAACCCUACUUGGUGGUUCACUGUCAGGUUCAAGCCUCACAGGUUUCAACAUUUCCAUGUCGAGAAGCUCUGUUCUGUUAUUGAAAGCAAAGUCAAGGAUUCCAUUUUCAUUGAUUUGAUAAAGAGGUUGUUUCAAUGUAAGGCUUUGGUCAUUGAAUUGGGUGCAGAUUGGUUAGGAAGGGGACUUCCUCAGGAAUGUGGCUUGUGCUCCAUUUUGAUCAAUGUUUAUUUUGAUGCCUUUGAUAAAGAGAUUCAAGAGAUGCGUCUUCGGGAGAAUCGAGAGAACCGGGAAUUGGAUCCGAAGAUUAUUGCUUCGGGUUUGUAUUCUGAUGUGUUUUACAAGCCGGUGAAGGUGUAUGCGGUGAGGUACUUGGAUGAGAUACUCCUUGCCACAUCAGGGUCCAAGAUGUUGGCCUUGGAGUUGAGGAUGGGGGUUGUCAAGACUUUGGAACUUGGAUUGGGUUUGCGUGUUGAUAAGGUGAAUACCGCUAUUCAUAGCGCGGUGUCGGAGAAGAUUGAGUUUCUUGGGAUGGAAUUGCAGGCUGUUCCGCCUUCCAUUUUGCGCCCGCCAAUGUCGGAGAAAGCAAUUAGGGCACGGAAGAAGUACCUCAGGCAGAAGGAAGUCAGGGCUCUUGAAUUGAGAAAUGCUAGAGCAAGGAACAGAAGGAAACUGGGGUUGAAGAUAUUUAGUCAUGUUUAUAAAAAGUUCAAGCAAAGUGAUGGGUUUAAAUUUGACUUUAGUAUUGAAAACCAGGUCCGAGAAAUUUUUAGAUCUUGGGCUGAUGAAGUAGUGCAAGAGUUCUUGGGGAAUAUAGAUGAGUGUCAAGAAUGGCAUCGAAGUCUAUCAGCUGGUGAUUUCCUACAGUUGAGACACAUUAGAAAUCAAUUACCACCUGAGCUUGUUGAUGCUUAUGAUAAGUUCCAAGAGCAGGUAGAUAAACAUUUGAAUCCUAUAGAAGCUAGGAAGGCGAUAGAGGAAGAAGAAAGAAGAGUAAAGGAAGAAGAGGAACAAAAUUAUUCAAAAGGAACAGUUGAGGAUUUAACAAAGCUAUGUAUGAAAGUUGAGGCACCCGAAAUACUCAUAAGAAAGGCUGUGAAGUUGGUUGGGUUUACAAAUCAUAUGGGUCGUCCAAGGCCAAUUGAAUUUCUUGUUGCACUUGAGGAUGCCGAUAUUAUCAAGUGGUAUGCUGGCAUAGCAAGAAGGUGGCUUGAUUAUUUCUGCUGUUGCCACAACUUCAAGACAGUCAAAACUAUUGUAACUUAUCAUUUAAGGUUCUCCUGUAUCUUGACAUUAGCAGAGAAGCAUGAAUCCACCAAGCGUGAAGUGAUAAAGCAUUUCAGCAAAGAUUUGAGAGUCUAUGAUAUGAAUGGAAAUCAUGAAGUGUAUUUUCCUACAGAAAGAGAGGUUAAGAUGAUGGGAGAUAGAAAUCUUUCUGAUCCAAAACCAGUAGAUGGAGCUUUAUCUUUGGCUGUAGUAAGGUUGGCAUCUGAUGAGCCUCCAUGUCAUUGCAUUGCCCAUUUCUGUGACAAGACAACUACCGUCUUUUAUCGGGUCCAUUUGCUGCAAAACAGAUUGAAUGUCAGCCCAUUGGACAAAGAAAAAUGGGUACAAGGGAUGGGUGUAAUUCAUGAAAGCCUAAACCUUCUUGUGGUCGUGAAUUGGUUUUAGCAUGUGUUUGGAGGAGACAGGGUCGGUCAUAGGCGUUGCAGCUGGAUUGGCUAGGAACAUUGUGACAGGAAUGGUGGAAGGAACUGUAAUGAUGGUUGGUGCAUGUGAAGGUGCGAUGAGUGGAGUAGGAUUUGUGGGGAAAAUUGAGGUUGGUGAGUUGUUUGUGUAUUGUAGAAUUAUUCGGGUUAGGCACUUCACUGCCCAGGUAAUUUGACAUUUGUAUCUUAUGUUCUAAUGGAUUUUCAAGAUUUAUCCAAUAGGCUUGUUACCCCAUUCCCACAAAGUAAUAAAAUAUUUAGCUGUUUUUCUUUGUAUAUGGCUGGCUGAUUAUCAUGUUAGUAAAUAUUUGUUCUAAUGGCUUUUCAAGAUUUAUCCAAUAGGCUUGUUACCCCAUUCCCACAAAGUAAUAAAAUAUUUAGCUGUUUUACUUUGUAUAUGACUGAUUAUCAUGUUAGUAAAUAUUUGUUGCGUCUCAAUUAAAAAUUAAGGCCAAGUACUGAUUUUGCAUUUUAAAGUAUUUCAAGGAUUUGAAUAAGAACUAAGAUGAUAUCCUAACUGCAUUGUGAACAAUUCUGAUAUCCUCUGUAAGAUACUACCCAUAUCCAAUUUCUGAAUUCUGAUAACAUUCCUUUUAUUAUAUUGUAAAUGGUUUCGUAAUUCCUUCCUAAUAUAUCAACAGGAGUUCAGCGGGUUGCAUUGUCUACUGCUGCAAAUAUGUGCAAGAAGCUUCCUUAGAUGCAGCUGAUUUUGUGAUGGAAGUUGUUUCUCUUCUGACAAACCUUCAGUACCAUGAUUCCAAGGUUCUGGAGCACGCCUCUGUCUGUUUGACUCGAAUAGCUGAAGCUUUUGCGUCAAAUUAGAUGAAUUGUGCAACCAUGGACUUGUAACACAAGCUGCCUCCCUCAUAUCUAACAGCAGUUCUGGGGGUGGUCAGGCUUCUCUCAGCACGCUGACAUAUACUG